This is a messenger RNA of Caenorhabditis briggsae, 1584 nucleotides long. Bases 1 to 1584 code for a protein of 527 amino acids. Lineage: Eukaryota; Metazoa; Nematoda; Chromadorea; Rhabditida; Rhabditidae. The record is from RefSeq and is a predicted model, not a curated record. The transcript is spliced from 5 exons.
AUGGUUCCGUGGAAGGAGUCGACUGUUAUCACUUCGAGCAAAACAGGAAGAGAAAAGUGGAUUGAGGCGUUGGGAGAAGGAUUCAGGAAUCAAUUGGAGAAAGUCGGAACUCGACGAGCCUACAUUUGUCGUUUUCACUUCCCAUCCGGAGAAGUUCAUGGAAGAAGAUCUGUAUAUUCGCUUCCUAGACUCGCUGCUGAUGGUGAUGUUGCUGAUACAUCUAAUUUAGAUUUCUCCGAAGGUGAUAACGGUUUCGAGAUAAUUGAAGAUUCAAGAGUUGCUGAUAACGAGGAAUCGUUUGUACUUUUGAACACUGAUGGGGAGGAAGAUGGAGAAGAUUCGGAGGAGAGUUAUGGUGAACAGGAAACUGACAGUAGUUUUGUGCCGGAAAGGGAGGAAUCUUGGUCUGAUGACAGUGAGGUGGAAGAGGACGAGACAAGUGGCAAUUUAGAGUAUGCAUUUGUUGAUUUGAAUUGUUUGAUUGACAGUCUCAAAUAUUGUCGUCAAUGUCACUCUGAAGCUGUAGAAGCGGCUGUUGUGAAGCCAUCCGGAUAUGCAGUCUCUAUCUCUUUCAACUGUCUAUCUUGCAAUCAUGAUUGGAAAUGGUCUUCAUCAAGAAUUAUCGAAGGAUCAAAGGAAUAUGUUGUAAAUCGAGAUCUUGUUAGCGCAGCGGUUUCCACCGGAUCCUCGUAUUCAAAAAUAGCUUCAAUGCUCCACACUGUCCGUGCACCUUAUUUACGUAAAUAUUGUUACUAUGACAUUGUGCAGCAUCACGUCCGACCUGUAGUCCAAAACGUUCAUGAUGGUACUCAGAAGAAAGUGAUGGACUUUGUGAUCAAAAACUGUGAGGAUAAUCAGAAGGGACUGGACUUGGCUGGUGACGCACAAUUUGAUUCGCCCGGCCAUAUGGCAGAACAUUCUCGAUAUGCGUUGUUGGACGUGUCUACGAAUUUUGUACUGGAGACAAAACUGUUGAAGAAGUCAUCGAGAACAGGCAAUUUAGUGUUUCGGGUUUCUCUUCAAAUUAACAGAUUUGUGUUUACAAAGUUCCGGAAAUGUGAGCACGACCCAAUGAACCACACCAGAAACGACUACAUUGACGUGAACAAUCCAAAGCAUGAGAAGGCGUUGCGACUGUUGUGGAAUAUGAUUGUUAGUGACAAACGACUGAAAGAUCUAGAAAAAGUAUCACCUCACUUCAAUACCUCUGAAGUAGAAAGUUUCUAUUCGUUGUCCACUAUUUAUCACCCAAAAAGCUAUUACUUCCACAAAAACUUCCCUCUCCGCGUUCAGUUGACCGUACUUCACUGGAACUCUCUCAAAAUAGAAUGGUAUAACAAUGAGAGACACUAUACUGGGCUAAAAGCAUUCUACAACAAAUCAAACAAGGAAGCAGUUUUCAAAAAAAGGAAGUCGUCGGGAUCUCAUUCUUGGCGUCGAGUUGUUCUAGAAGGGGUUAGAUCCCACCAAACCCAGGCCUCUACUCAUAACGUUCCCCUAUCGGUUUCUCCCGACCCAAAUCACAUGACUGAUGAUUAUUCUUCUCCUAAUAACUAUUCUUCGUCUGACGAUGACAUGAUCUGA